This is a messenger RNA of Aspergillus wentii DTO 134E9, 832 nucleotides long. Its product is annotated as actin-related protein 2/3 complex subunit 4 family protein. The record is from RefSeq and is a predicted model, not a curated record. Gene Ontology annotation, molecular function: actin filament binding. Gene Ontology annotation, biological process: Arp2/3 complex-mediated actin nucleation; actin filament polymerization. NCBI's taxonomy places the organism in Eukaryota, Fungi, Ascomycota, Eurotiomycetes, Eurotiales, Aspergillaceae. The transcript has 5 exons. Bases 208 to 717 code for a protein of 169 amino acids. Gene Ontology annotation, cellular component: actin cytoskeleton; Arp2/3 protein complex.
GCUGCCUUGAGCAUCACUUGACGAUCUGUCUUUUUUGGUUCAUUCUAAACAAUUUACUUGAAGGUAAUUCAUCAUAUCGAAUUCCUUAAAAGAGCAUAUUUCCAGCUCAGCUGAGUAGGAUUUGGAUAAAGUCUUGUUGACGUGUUUCGCAGCGGAGAUAACGGUACCAGCAACGUCGGAGUUGGCAGUAAACAGUACAUUCCCAUCAUGUCUCAAUCAUUGCGCCCUUACCUUCAAUGCGUCCGAUCUUCGUUGACUGCAGCUCUUGCGAUUUCGAACUUCGCCUCCCAAACCUCGGAAAGACACAAUGUACCGGAGAUUGAGGCUGCCAGCUCCCCAGAACUCCUUCUAAACCCACUUACGAUUUCGCGUAACGAGAACGAGAAGGUCUACAUUGAACCAAGUGUGAACAGUGUUCGUGUCAGCAUAAGGAUAAAGCAGGCAGAUGAGAUUGAGCAUAUCUUGGUCCACAAGUUCACCAGAUUCCUGACGCAGCGCGCGGAGUCUUUCUUCAUCUUGCGCAGAAAGCCAGUGAGGGGAUAUGAUAUCUCUUUCCUGAUCACCAACUUCCACACAGAAGCCAUGUUGAAACACAAGCUGGUUGACUUCAUCAUCCAAUUCAUGGAGGAGGUGGACAAGGAAAUCUCAGAGAUGAAGCUUUUCUUGAACGCUCGUGCUCGAUUUGUUGCUGAGUCCUUCUUGACACCUUUUGACUAAGCGGCACAAUGUUCGCUUUUAUUCCGGCGUACGAAUAGCACAUCACCUUGAUUUUUCUUCUGUACAGGCGAUCUAGGCUGGUGAUGGGAACCUUACAGUUAGCAACUCGAUACUG